Messenger RNA from Trichomonas vaginalis G3, 957 nucleotides. RefSeq names its product dihydrodipicolinate synthase. Lineage: Eukaryota; Parabasalia; Trichomonadida; Trichomonadidae. Gene Ontology annotation, cellular component: cytosol. The record is from RefSeq and is a predicted model, not a curated record. Bases 1 to 957 code for a protein of 318 amino acids. Gene Ontology annotation, molecular function: N-acetylneuraminate lyase activity. Gene Ontology annotation, biological process: N-acetylneuraminate catabolic process; carbohydrate metabolic process. The transcript has a single exon.
AUGUUCGUGUUCCUCGCGAUUUCUAUGGCGAAAUCUGCAGCUGCAGAAGCCACUACCGGACCAAAGGGAAAGAGUGCUAAAAGUUUAAAGGGUCUUUUUAGUGCUUUGUUAGUGUCAUUCAAUGAAGAUGGUACAAUCAACGAGAAAGGCUUACGUGAAAUCGUUCGCUACAACAUAGACAAAAUGAAAAUUGAUGGCUUAUAUGUUGGUGGCAGUACUGGUGAAAACUUCGAAUUAUCUACAGAAGAAAAGAAGCAAAUCUUCCGCAUUGCUAAGGAUGAAGCCAAGGACCAGGUUGCAUUAAUUGCCCAAGUCGGUAGCAUUAACAUCCACGAAUCCAUCGAAUUAGGUAAAUAUGCCACAGAAUUAGGCUACAAUUGCUUAUCCGCUGUUACACCAUUCUACUACAAGUUCACCUUCCCAGAAAUCAAGAACUACUACAACACAAUUGUCAAUGCCACAGGCAUGAAUAUGAUUGUUUAUUCAAUCCCAGCUUUAACAGGCGUCAGUAUGACAGCUGAUCAGUUCGGUGAACUCUUCGAGAAUCCAAAGAUCAUCGGUGUCAAGUUCACAGCUGGUGAUUUCUACUUAUUAGAGCGUGUCAAGAGAGCUUACCCAGAUCACCUUAUUUGGGCCGGAUUCGAUGAAAUGAUGCUUCCAGCUUGCUCAUUAGGUAUUGAUGGUGCCAUCGGCAGCACAUUCAAUGUCAACGCUAAGCGUGCUAGACAAAUCUUUGAAUUGUCUAAAGCUGGCAAGUACGACGAAGCUCUUGAGGUUCAGCACGUUACAAACGAUUUAAUCGCUGGCAUCCUCUCCAAUGGCUUAUACCUCACAAUUAAGGAAUUAAUGAGACUCGAUGGUGUUGAUGCAGGAUAUUGCCGUGAGCCAAUGACAAAGGCUUUGACCCCAGCUCAGGUUGCUUUCGCCAAGCAAUUAAAGGAGAAAUAUCUUUCAUAA